AAGAACAAAAAUAAAUUUCUCCCACUCUCUUUCUAUCUGAACCUCUCCCGAUUCGGCGAAUAGGUUUUCAUUUCAUUCUCGCACUCUUUCCGUGUCUCUCUGCAAAAUUAGAUACCAUCAAAGCAAGCUAAACAAAAUUCCGAGGGUUUUUUCUUCGAAGUUGUUAAUCAUAGAUUUCUCUUAACUUCGACUUUUAAUGUAAUUCAGAUUCAUUUCACUUCGCGUCUCUUCACUCAAUUUUAGGGCUUUUCUUCUCUCUCUUUAUCUCUUCCCCAAAACCCUUCUCACAAUAGGAUUUGCAAUCUGAUUUCUCGAUCUCACCAUGGAAGCUCGAGAUUUACCAUCGUCGUCCCCGUCGUCAGCCACCAGCCGGGAUGCUUCUUCCGGCAACGACGGCAACGACGGCGUCAUCACCGUCACCGUCGCCCUCGCCAAAGACGCUGCGUUGCAUUUCCAGUCAGGCAAGUUCGCUGAAUGCGCCGAGGUCUUGAACCAGCUUUUGCAGAAGAAACAAGGCGAUCCCAAGGUCCUUCAUAAUAUUGCGAUUGCGGAAUUCUUUCGAGGUGGUUGUUUGGAUCCUAUAAAGUUGCUUGAAGUAAUUAAUGGUAUUAAGGUAUCUUAUUUAUUAUAUUCUUAAAGGAGGAAAUCGUACACGCACAUCACCGCCUCAAUGAUAAUAUUACAAGUUAGGAAACGGUGGUGAAGAAGAGUUGGCUAGGUUUUCCUCAUUGGAUACUCCAACUCUAUAAUAAAAUUCAACGCAGAUUAGGAAGUCUUUUUAAGCUUUCAGUAUGUAGGCGUUAAGUUCUCAUUUCUCUCAUAUUUUUUCCCCUAACAAGUGGUCAAGUGGGGAUCACAUUGAAGCUCAAGGUUUUAAAUUUUAAAAUUGAUUUGUGCUGUUUUGGAUCAUUUGAAUUGUAGCUUGAAGCUCUCAUUUUUAUUUGUUUGUAAUUUUGUACUUAUCCCUUUUUACUGGAGUUGAUUCAGAGAAAAAAUGAUGAGCUUGCUCUGGCUUUUGGAGAACAAGGAGAAGGAGAGUCUGCUAACAAUGUUGGAAAUAAAGUUGUUUUGGUAUCCAAAGGAAGUAAUGCUUCAGCAAAUCAGUCUUCAGGUGCAAAUAGCACCGUGUAUACAGUUGAAUUUGACUCUUCUGUGGCAAUGCUAAAUAUUGCCAUUAUUUGGUUCCAUCUUCAUGACUAUGCAAAGACAUUGUCAGUUUUGGAACCCCUCUUUCAAAAUAUUCAGCCCAUAGAUGAGACAACAGCUCUGCAUAUUUGCCUUCUGCUGCUUGAUGCUAGCCUUGCUUGCCAUGAUGCAUCAAAAUCAGCUGAUGUGUUGACUCAUCUGGAAAACAAGGUGUUUAAAACAUUUGGUGUCAGUAGUGUGAAUCAAGGGGAUAUUGGGAACACAGCACAACAACAAUAUAUCAAUCUAAUUACAAAGUCUGCACCUGUUGCCAUUAGUGCAUCGGCUGCUGAUGCAUCCAGUUCUGAUUUAGGGUCAAGUGCUACUGCAUCUGAAAAUCAUCUAUCCAGAGCUUUAUCUGAAGAUACUCUUGAUUAUGAAGCCAUGAUUUUGGAUAUGGGUGGACAGAAUUUAGCCAGGCCAAUGGGCCCAUCUUCAAAUGAUCUUUCAAGUGCUUUGGUUGACAGGUUUUCUACUGUUGAUUUAAAGCUUAAAUUGCAACUUUACAAGGUUAGAUUUCUGCUUCUUACUAGGAAUCUGAAGCUAGCAAAACGAGAGGUCAAACUGGCUAUGAACAUCGCACGUGGAAGAGAUUCAUCAAUGGCUCUUCUUUUGAAAUCUCAACUUGAAUAUGCUCGUGGUAAUCACCGCAAGGCCAUAAAGCUAUUGAUGGCAUCAAGUAAUCGGACAGACACAGCAUUUUCAAGCAUUUUCAACAACAACCUUGGGUGCAUUUAUUAUCAGCUUGGGAAAUAUCAGAUGUCUUCAUUAUUCUUCUCAAAGGCACUAACCAAUUGUUCAUCCUUGCGGAAGGAUCAAUCAUUAAAACUAGCCACUUUCUCGCAGGAUAAUUCUCUCCUUAUAAUUUAUAAUUGUGGUGUGCAGUACUUGGCUUGUGGGAAGCCAACACUUGCAGCCCGAUGUUUUCAGAAGGCAAGUUUGGUCUUCUAUAAACAACCUCUCUUGUGGCUCCGACUCUCAGAAUGCUGUUUGAUGGCUUUGGAAAAGGGCCUAAUCAAAUCAAGUCAGAUUCCUUCAGAGAAGUUGGAGGUAGGAGUUUGUGUUGUUGGGAUGGGAAAAUGGAGGCAACUUGUGGUGGAAGAUAAGAUUACAGGAAAUGUACGUGUGGACUCAUAUGAAGGGGAUAAUUGCUGUCCUGGUGAAGAUGGACGGGUGAAGUUAUCAAUGUCCCUUGCUCGACAGUGCCUCUUGAACGCCCUACACUUGCUGGAGUCCAAAAAUGCAAAUUGUUUGAGGUCUGGUUUGCCCUCCAAUUCUUCUGUGGAGGAAAUUGAUACAGGUGAAGUGUCGCCUUCAAAGAAUUCAAAUCUUAAAAAUUUACAUGGCAUUGAUUCGAAGGCAUUUUCAAUAGCAAUAGGUUCAAGUCAGAUUAAUGCAAAUGGGGACACAAGAGAACAAAAGGGAGGAACUAGUCAGGAACUUAUUCAGAACUCCCUCUCCUAUUAUGAAAAUGUCCGAAAAAGAGAAAAUCAAUUGAUUAAGCAAGCUGUUCUUGCUAAUUUAGCAUAUGUAGAGCUUGAAUUGGACAAUCCCAUGAAGGCACUGUCAGUUUCAAAAUCCCUCUUAGAAGUUCCAGAAUGUUCCAGAAUUUACAUCUUUCUAGGCCAUGUUUAUGCAGCUGAGGCUCUGUGCUUGCUGAACAGACCAAAGGAAGCUGCUGAGCACUUGUCAUUUUAUUUGUCUGGGGAAAACAGUGUUGAAUUGCCUUUCAGCCUGGAGGACUGUGAAAAAUGGCAACCAGAGAGGACUGCCGAAUUUGAAGAUGUGAAUGGAGGAUCCACAGCUGCCAAGAAUUCUUCUCUUGAAGGCACUCAGAGUAUUGUUUUCCUCAAGCCAGAGGAGGCGCGGGCAACAAUUUAUGCAAAUUUUGCAGCAAUGUCUGCAAUGCAGGGUGAAUUUGAGAAAGCCAAAAUAUUGGUUACGCAGGCAUUGUCCGUGUUACCUAACAAUCCAGAAGCCACUCUUACUGCAGUUUAUGUGGAUCUCUUGCUCGCUAAGCCACAGGAAGCUCUGGCCAAAUUAAAACGUUGUAGCCGAAUUAGGUUCCUUCCUAGUGGAAUAACAUUGAAUAAAUCUUCUUGAGUGUUGUAUGCUUGGGUUUUACAAUUGUGCCUGGUCCUCAUCUCAGCAUUAGUUAGCAGGUAGCUUAAUCCAUCCAUAGCAUUUGUAACAUAUAUAAGUUCAAUUCAGAGAAUAAUUUUUUAUGAUUCGUUUCCUUAUAAUUCUCAAAUUUAGGGGUCACUUACAGGUGGUGGCUGUGUUUUGGUUAGUUCUGGUGCCCACCUUUGAAAUUUGAGGUGUAGAUCUGAUUCGGAUUGUGUUUUACAUUUUUAGAGGCUAAUUUAGUUUAUAUUCAGGAAUAGAGGUCAUGUUACUCAUGUGCUUAUAUUGAGAAAACUGAAAAGUUGAUAGUUAUUUUGGAAUUCCAUUUUGAAUCCGAUGGAGUCUACUGUUUCUAAUCCCCCGCUGGUUCCAUUAUCCAGAUGAAUAUGAUCUCUUGCCUUGUGCUUUUUCCCAGUUGCUGUUUUGCUUUAUAUAAAUGUUAUGCACGGGGCAGGUGAUGCUCGUAACGGGAUAGAUGUUUUUUUCCCUGCCUUCUUCCGGAUAAAUAGAAGUAAUAUUGUUUGGUUCUUCACUCCUGCAAUGAAGCUCAUCGGGUAGCAAACCCUGCAAGGAUCUGAGAAUCUUUCACAAGAGUCAAGCGUGGAUUGGAUUUUUAAAUAUGGAUUGAAAGUGUUCAUUUUGACUUAAUCCCAAGUCUUGAGCCGAAUUAGAAACCUUUUCGUGAAUGGUAAGUGAUGGCUCAUGGAGCUACGAAUACGUACUCGUAGUUUGAACUGAUCACACAAGGUCCGUAUGAACUUUACAGCAAAUAGGUACAAAAAAGUUUAAUACAGCGACCUUUGCGAAUUCCGAGUGGAGAAAAGUUAGCCCCUUGAUAGAUGUAAUUUGGUUUCAAUAAGUUUUAUUUAAAAUGAAAGUAAUUCAAUUGCU
Molecule: messenger RNA, 4200 nt
Organism: Abrus precatorius (Indian licorice)
Lineage: Eukaryota; Viridiplantae; Streptophyta; Magnoliopsida; Fabales; Fabaceae
Product: CCR4-NOT transcription complex subunit 10
Exons: 6
Coding region: 1159-3288 (709 amino acids)
Biological process (GO): mRNA catabolic process; negative regulation of translation
Cellular component (GO): CCR4-NOT complex
Molecular function (GO): protein binding
Source: RefSeq, a predicted model, not a curated record